Gekko japonicus is the source of this 972-nucleotide messenger RNA. It is a transcript of the gene MOB3A, whose product is annotated as MOB kinase activator 3A. Bases 260 to 907 code for a protein of 215 amino acids. Gene Ontology annotation, molecular function: protein kinase activator activity. Gene Ontology annotation, biological process: positive regulation of protein phosphorylation; signal transduction. The record is from RefSeq and is a predicted model, not a curated record. Lineage: Eukaryota; Metazoa; Chordata; Lepidosauria; Squamata; Gekkonidae. Gene Ontology annotation, cellular component: cytoplasm; nucleus. The transcript has 4 exons.
UCAUCAAAGCCAUGUGAAGAUCUGUGCACUUCUAGCAGGGGAGCGAGACGAAGGCUGAAUUUUCGGCGAAGGCUAAAUUUUCGGCGAAGGUGUGAAUUUUCGGCUGGUGGAAGCCUUCUCGUUGGGGAUUCGGUUGCCAGACAUCAGGAGAACCAGCGGCAUUUGGAGGGACCUUUUUAAUAAGAUUGAAAGGAGACUGUUGGAACAGCCGCCCACUGGAUUUUGCCCGGCCGUGGGGGUGAAAGACUUGGGGUGGGAAAUGGCAAAUCCUUUGAAGCAAGUUUUUAACAAAGACAGGACCUUCCGCCCCAAGCGGAAGUUUGAGCCCGGGACUCAACGCUUUGAGCUGCACAAGAAGGCCCAGGCGUCGCUCAACGCCGGGCUGGAUUUGAAACUGGUGGUCCAGUUGCCGCCCGGGGAAGACCUUCACGACUGGGUGGCGGUUCACGUGGUGGACUUCUUCAACCGCGUCAACCUCAUCUACGGGACCAUCAGUGAUUACUGCACCGAGAAGUCGUGUCCGAUCAUGUCCGGGGGCCCAAAGUACGAAUACCGCUGGCAGGAUGAGAAAUACCGCAAGCCCACUGCCCUCUCGGCCCCCAGAUACAUGAACCUCCUCAUGGAUUGGAUUGAGGUGCAGAUAAAUAAUGAGGACAUCUUCCCCACAAACAUUGGGACUCCGUUUCCCAAGAACUUCCUCCAAGUGGUGAAAAAGAUGCUCUCCCGGCUAUUCCGGGUUUUUGUCCACGUCUACAUUCACCAUUUUGACCGGAUCGCCCAGAUGGGCUCCGAGGCCCACGUGAACACCUGUUACAAGCAUUUCUACUAUUUUGUGAAGGAGUUCCACCUCAUAGACACCAAGGAGUUGGAACCACUGAAGGAAAUGACUUCGCGGAUGUGCCAUUGACAUUCCGGGACUUUCCUCCCGUCCUCCCAGCCGUUCCUGCUCUGAGUCUCUCUCGGGACUGCGGA